AUGGCAGCACCUGGGGCUGGUCCAGGAGAUAGCUGGCCGACAAAGGAUAUCGUCUACUUGGCCAUCGUCGGCCCGUUGAUGCUGGCUGCCGCAUUCGAAUGGCUGCUCUGGCUCGCAGCCUUCCUCUACUGUUUGAUCAAGGUCUAUCAAAAGGCAGACCAUUGGAGUAUAAGAGUUCUUGCUGUGGUGAUGAUUGUUCUGUUCUCUUUAUUCCGGCUGGCAUUUCUACCCAUCAUGAUAGUCACGCUUCCAUUGCCACCUCAGGUUACUCGAUACUUCCCUGCUCGCAUGGCCUAUGUUUUCCAGUGGUUCGCUUUCUGGUCUUUUACCGUCUUGUUAAUCGGGCCGUGGCUCUCUUGUGUCUACCAACUUGUCACAAAUUCCCUCGGAAGGAAAAAAAGAAUCAAGGAGGUCUUAGACGAUCACAAUGCCCCCAAGACUGUAGUGGUGAUGCCUGUCUACAAAGAAGACCCCGAGGUCCUGAUCAAGGCCGUUGAUUCCGUUGUCGACGGCGACUAUCCUGCGUCUUGCAUCCAUGUGUUCCUAUCCUGGGAUGGUGGUACGGUCGAUGAGCCGUAUCUUCGCGUCAUCCAACAUCUUGGAAUCCCAAUUUUACUCACCAGCUAUCCUCAGAGUAUCGACACGAUUUACAAAAGCGCACGGAUCACGGUCUCGCGCUUUAAACAUGGAGGAAAGCGGUACUGCCAGAAACAAACAUUCAAGCUCAUCGACAAGGUCUAUGCAGAGUACCUGAAACGACAUGACGAUUUAUUCGUAUUGUUUAUAGACUCAGACUGCAUUCUUGAUCGAUACUGUCUACAAAAUUUCAUGUACGACAUGGAGCUCAAGCCAGGGAGCAAGCAUAAUAUGCUGGCCAUGACGGGUAUCAUUACCUCCACAACAGAAAAGAACUCCCUUCUCACCAUCCUUCAAGAUAUGGAAUAUAUCCAUGGACAGCUCUUCGAACGAUCGGUCGAAUCCGGCUGUGGUGCUGUGACUUGUCUCCCAGGGGCACUGACAAUUCUUCGGUUCUCGGCUUUUCGCAAAAUGGCGAAAUAUUAUUUCGCAGACAAGGCAGAACAGUGUGAUGACCUCUUUGACUUUGGAAAAUGCCAUCUGGGAGAGGAUCGGUGGCUCACCCACCUCUUCAUGAUCGGCGCGAAGAAGCCAUAUCAGAUUCAGAUGUGCACCGGGGCCUUUUGCAAGACCGAGGCUGUGCAGACCUUCAGUAGUCUGCUGAAGCAACGACGGCGCUGGUUUCUGGGCUUCAUCACGAAUGAGGUCUGCAUGAUCACCGAUGUACGGCUAUGGGCGCGUUAUCCACUACUUUGCACGGUGCGCUUCAUGCAAAAUACCAUUCGUACCACGGCACUCCUGUUUUUUAUCAUGGUUAUUGCUCUCCUCACAACCUCGAAGAAAGUCACCGAUCUCCCAGUCGGCUUCGUGGGAGUUUCCUUGGGUCUUAACUACUUGCUGAUGUUCUACUUCGGCCUUCAGCUGAAACGCUUCAAAGCCUGGCUGUAUCCACUGAUGUUCAUCGUGAACCCUUUUUUCAACUGGCUCUACAUGGUAUAUGGCAUUUUCACGGCUGGGCAACGUACCUGGGGCGGGCCACGAGCGGAUGCGGCGGCCGCUGAUAUCACAACCACUCCAGCCGAUGCCGUGGAACUUGCCAGGGCCCAGGGCGAUGAGUUAAAUGUCGACGUAGAUACCUUUCGCACCGGUCUUGUACGCCGAAGGUCAGUCCCCAUUCGCCCGUCUGAGCAGGUUGAAGGACGAUUUGCUCCUGCGGAGCAACUCCUUGAUGGCUACUAUGCCAACACAAACAAGCCGGGUCCCAUUGUGACCCUGCUGGAGUCGCCUUUGCCUACCGUUCCUCGAUUCCAUACCCCGGGCCAGCUUCGCCAUUCGUCCGACUCUGUGUGCAGUGGGUCUUCGGACUACGGUUCCAACACAGUGUCCUUUCCACGCAACGUGGAGAGCCUGAUGAGCGAAGAGGACCAGCGGAAACUGUACUAUGCCCGUCAGGCUCGGGUAUCUACCGGGCUGCCGACCCAAGAAGGCAAAACAAACUCGAACGAAACGUGGCCGGUUGUAUAUGAGUCCGAUGAGACUGCCCCUGAGGCCCUGAACGUCGACCCUACCUGGAUCCAACCUGAUCUCCUGGAUCUUGACUCCAGUCAUAGGGGUUCUUUUCACUCUGUGGACAAGCGAGAGGCACAAUGGAAAUCCCCGAGAGCCUCUGAUCCAGAGUCGCGGGUCUCCGAUGUCUCCGGUGAAAUGGUGUGA
Penicillium canariense is the source of this 2289-nucleotide messenger RNA. RefSeq names its product chitin synthase D (gene chsD). Bases 1 to 2289 code for a protein of 762 amino acids. Gene Ontology annotation, cellular component: cell periphery; cell septum. Gene Ontology annotation, molecular function: chitin synthase activity. The transcript has 3 exons. Lineage: Eukaryota; Fungi; Ascomycota; Eurotiomycetes; Eurotiales; Aspergillaceae. The record is from RefSeq and is a predicted model, not a curated record.